Messenger RNA from Paraglomus brasilianum, 2049 nucleotides. The record is from the annotation of a GenBank genome assembly. NCBI's taxonomy places the organism in Eukaryota, Fungi, Glomeromycota, Glomeromycetes, Paraglomerales, Paraglomeraceae.
AUGCCUCACGCUACAGAGAUACCUGCUAACGAUCCGACACAUAUGGAGAGCUCUAUCUCCUCGCCAAUACCAAUCCCAAGCAUACCUUCGAGAACACAUGCUUGGAACGAACAACCCGUAACUUAUACUGCGACCGCGCCAACUCCCUCAUCGGCCGCCCCAAUCGAAACCACGGCUUCUCUAGAGUACAAUCCAUUAUUUCUGACAUCACUCUUGAGUUCUGAAGAGAUUCCCAUUGAUGUCUACGGUGGUAGUUACUCUUCAGACGAAAUUGAUGAUCAAUUAUAUCAAGCGUCUUCUUUGAUCUCCGAUCCGAAAAAGUUUGAAGAUCCAUCUUAUAAAUGUUGCGGCCUCGUGUUGGAGGGCUGGCAAGCCCUUUACAGACACAGUCAAAUACGACAUUCUUCUGACAACCUGCCUGUAGAAGACUGGAUCGGUUCUGUGACACCCAAUACCGAGGUCUUUUCAACGUCCCCUUACCUCAAUCUUUCGCCACAGUCCUCACCUAAAACUCCACGUGACGGUCAAAGCCCUCAGAUAGGUGACGUCAUGGAAACAUCGCCGAGUUCGACCGUUACCGCUCUUGCUUCAUCUCCGCCGGCCACCAAAAAGUCUCAGCAUAACGCAGCAGCUCAAAGUAUCGCACAAGGCUUACUUAAUAACUAUCAACGAGCUGAAUCGCUGUGGGCUCUGGAAAACUGUAAUCCGCACAAUAUAACAUGCCAACGUCAAUUAUCGCAGAGCCUGACACAAUUUGACUCUGAUAAUGCUAUGGAACUUAUACCCGCAUUGGCGGCAGCAAAUCAACAGUAUGUUAUCCCUGGACUUUUACAUCAAAGCAAUAUCGGGGGCAUAUCUAUGGCAUCAUCAUUACAUAAUGUAGCGGGUAACGCUUCGGUUGGCAUACGAUUCUCUGAUUCUCCUCUAUUAUCCAAUAUUGGGACGGCUUUGGUCGACUAUAAUGAUCCGCAAAGACGUCGUUCAGCUCCUUCUAUUCUACCUUCGACCACUACCCAAUAUCCGGGUCCAAUCGAUUUGAUGUCUGUGCCGUACACUCCUAACUACGCCUCGUCCAGCGCAAUAAGGCAAAUCGCAGUUUCUCCGACAACGGGAUAUCCAGCUUCUGAGGAUGUUACUCCAGUGUCUCUGUCUCAUGCGAGCACUCUUACAACACGGUGUGAACUGAAUAAUCUGACCUCACCAACUUCUGCGCCAUCAUCGUUGUCGAUAAAUACUCGUUUCACAAAUAUAGACGUUCUCGUUGCGUCCCCGACUGAAAUUUGUCGUAUGCCUGAUCACGACAUUACUUCGACCUUUGCAUUUAAUUCCUCAACGAACUCUACAUUCGCAGCAACUGGUCAUAAUACAGUUUCUUUGGCGGAUGUUUAUUCCGGGCCGCCAGGAACAUCUAAACCAAGCAAGAAAAAAUCUAGAAAUACUGCAGGCGGACACGUAUCUUCUAAUACAUGUUGGAUCAGGAAUAAUGACAUGAACACAUCAAGAAACGAACAGGGCCAGGACGCGCCUGUUCAUGCUCCUCGUGGAUUGAAGCGAACGCAGUCGUGUCCCACAGACUCUACCACAACAGUAAACAAGCGACGUACAAUGCAGCCUAGUCAACCGGUUGCUGCUACUACGCCUCUUGUUUCCGUGAUCCAGUCUUCUCCUGAUGCUUCCGCCGUAGUCAAAACUUCAACUGUUGCGGAAUCUGAAGCAAGUAAACCCUUUCGAUGUACCGUCGUCGGGUGUCCGAAGACAUAUAAGAAUGCGAACGGUCUCAAAUAUCAUAAAGCACACGGUCAUAGUACUCAAGCUGGGAAUGGGGAUCGUUGCGCCGAGAAACCCUACAAGUGCGACAUCGACGGUUGUACGAAAGCAUACAAGAACCCGAAUGGUCUGAAAUACCAUUUAGAUCAUCACCAUCCAGGCUAUAUUAAGCCCACCAAUGGAUUGAAAUAUCAUCUGGAUCAACAUAAUUCAGGACGCGGCCUCCAAGUCAUUAAUACCGCCGUCGUAGGGGCAGCCCAACAAAUACCUAUUUCCCAAUAG